Messenger RNA from Clarias gariepinus (North African catfish), 936 nucleotides. RefSeq names its product alpha-1A adrenergic receptor-like. The coding region runs from base 1 to 936 and encodes 311 amino acids. NCBI's taxonomy places the organism in Eukaryota, Metazoa, Chordata, Actinopteri, Siluriformes, Clariidae. Gene Ontology annotation, molecular function: G protein-coupled receptor activity. The transcript has a single exon. Gene Ontology annotation, biological process: G protein-coupled receptor signaling pathway. The record is from RefSeq and is a predicted model, not a curated record. Gene Ontology annotation, cellular component: membrane.
AUGGCUGUAGAAGACUGGGUGAAUUCCGUAAUCAGAGCCAUUAUGUGUCUGAUUGGAAUCAUUGGUAACAACUGGCUGUGCAUUACCUCCCUGCCUAAACCUAAUUCUCAGCUCCGAACUAAUGACCUUCUAUUUAUAAACUUGGGUGUAUCCAACCUGCUCACUAAUUACCUCGUGGACGUCUUCUACAUUAUCCAACCUGGUGGGUUUUUAGCUGUGGGUAGAGUGUACUGCAUCUUUCAACUUUUCCUGCCUAAAUUCUCAGAGACCAGCAGCAUCUUGACGACGAUCUUCAUCACUCUGUACUGGCAUCAGAAGCUCGUGGGCUCUCUGAAACGUGGAGGAGCUCCUGUACUCAUGGACAACCUCCACUUUACCGCCGCACUGCUGACAGGAAGCUGGAUCUUUGCAUUUGUCGUCAACAUUCCUCAUUUUUUCAUAAUUCUUGGACAAAAUGAGAACGCUACUACUACACAAUGCAUCGAAAAGCAACAACUGCAGGGCUAUAAGGUGACGUACACCAUACUUGUGAAUUUCUUUCCACUCAUGGGCAUUGUCUACGCAAGCGUGCAGAUCACAGUCACACUCCUGCGGAAUGAAAAGCGAAUGAGGAAAAUGAGCACAGCAGUCCAAAACGAAGGAAAGACCUCAGUCGAGAAAAACGGAGACAAGGCUAAUGGUAUAUCUACGGUUACCAAGUCCAAAUCAAAGCCGCAAGGCAAAUCAGGAAGUCUGCUGAGGGCCGCCAAGAGUGUGGUAGUAGUAGCUGUGUUUUUUUUUAUUUGCUGGCUGGUUAACCUUCAUGUCAGUUUUGUCAGUUCUGUCUCAGAAAGCACUCUGUUACAUGACCUGGAAAGCUUCGUAGGUGCAUCCUAUACAUGCGUCAUUCCUUAUAUUUAUCUGUACGGUAUUCAAAAGCUGACCUGCUCCAGAUAA